This is a messenger RNA of Musa acuminata subsp. malaccensis (wild Malaysian banana), 2203 nucleotides long. RefSeq lists its product as uncharacterized. The record is from RefSeq and is a predicted model, not a curated record. Lineage: Eukaryota; Viridiplantae; Streptophyta; Magnoliopsida; Zingiberales; Musaceae. Gene Ontology annotation, cellular component: cytoplasm. Gene Ontology annotation, molecular function: deoxynucleoside kinase activity.
UCUCCCUCAGCUUCUCCUCUUCCCAAGGGAACAUUCGAAUCCCCAAAACCCUAACCCCGCCCCUUCCUUCGUAUUUCCCCAAACCCUAACCCAGUUCUCUCCGUCCCUUCAUUUUUCUUCUUCUACGAUUCUUCAUGUACUCCAGAGGCAGCAACAGCAGCAGCAGCAGCGGAAGCUAUGCACAAGCUCUGGAAUGGAACCCCCGUCCUCUCCACUGCUGGCUGGAUUGAGACCACCGCUACCCGAGCCUUCCUGCUAACAUCGAUGCCCGCACUCCGCCUUCUGCCUCCACCCUCCCCCGCCAUCCUCCAGCGAAGCCACAAUCCCUUUCGAAAAUCUGAUCCCGUGUCCGUCCCCGCCGACAAUGGUUCCCGCCUCUUCUGCCGAGCUCGGAUGUCGGCCUUAGCCCCCUUGUUGCGCGGCGGUUGGGCGAGGUGCUUUGGGACGGUCGAAGCUUUGAGGGUUCGGGACAAAGGUGGGAGCUUCGAGGGUUCUGUUGGGAACGGGAGUAGCCAAGAAGAGGACGAUGAGGAGAAGGGCGCGGUGGUGAAGGGGGAGAAGAAGAAUAGGGUAACGCAGCAGAGGGCUGCGUCGGCUGGCAGCAGUACCGUGGAGAGGAGACCGAGGGGUGGAAUUUUGGACGCAUCCCCGGAAGGGAGCUUGGAACUAUUGACGAUUCCUGGGGUUGGGCCUCGGAAUCUUAGGAAGCUGGUGAACAAGGGUUUCGAUGGCGUGGCCCAGCUCAAACAGCUAUACAUCGAUAAGUUUGUCGGCGAAUCCAGCCACAAGAUGGUUGAAUACUUACAGAGCUCUGUGGGAAUCAUUCACAAAAACCAUGCAGAGAGCAUAACCUCCUUUAUCAAAGAAAAAGUAGAUGAAGAGUUGAAAGAGGACACCACAGAGUCUAAUGUGAAACUUGCAACAAAGAACAGGCUCACAUUUUGUGUUGAAGGAAAUAUUAGUGUUGGGAAGACUACUUUCCUUCAAAGAAUAGCUAAUGAGACAAUUGAAUUACGUGAUCUUGUGGAAAUAGUGCCAGAACCUAUUGCCAAGUGGCAGGAUAUUGGUCCUGAUCACUUUAAUAUUUUGGAUGCGUUCUAUGCUGAGCCACAGAGGUAUGCUUACACCUUCCAGAAUUAUGUAUUUGUGACAAGGGUCAUGCAGGAAAGAGAGUCAUCUGGUGGAAUAAAGCCUCUCAGGCUCAUGGAAAGAAGUGUUUUCAGUGAUAGAAUGGUCUUUGUGCGUGCUGUUCAUGAGGCCAACUGGAUGAAUGAGAUGGAGAUUAGCAUCUAUGACUCAUGGUUUGAUCCUGUUGUAUCAUGCCUUCCAGGGCUUAUUCCUGAUGGUUUCAUUUAUCUUAGAGCAAGCCCUGACACUUGUCACAAAAGAAUGAUGCUGCGAAAUAGGGCAGAAGAAGGUGGUGUUAAUCUGGAGUACUUGAGGGGUUUGCAUGAGAAACAUGAAAGCUGGUUGUUCCCUUCUCAACAUGGAAACCAUGGUGUAUUGUCAGUCAGUCAGUUGCCUCUGCACAUGGAUGACUCCCUGCAUCCUGAUAUAAGGGAUCGUGUGUUCUUGUUAGAAGGCAAUCACAUGCAUCCAAGUAUCCAAAAGGUUCCAGCUCUGAUUCUGGACUGCGAACCCAACAUUGAUUUCAGCAAAGACAUUGAAGCUAAAAGACAGUAUGCCCGGCAAGUUGCAGAAUUCUUCGAGUUUGUGAAGAAAAAGAAAGAAGCUUCGUCUGCAGAAACUGGCAAUGAUGGAAAGAACCAAGGCCAAAAGAUAAUGCUUCCUCGCGAAGGUGCUUUGUGGAUUCCACAAGGCACUCACUUCCCUGAUGCUGCCCUAUCUCUGGAUUUCAAAAAAGCGAUGUCUUUCCUUUCUGGUUAGCUGCUUGUUGACCAGCUCUCUAUGGAUGACCCAAGCCUUCUAAGGGGAUGCUGAUUCUUGAGUGCAUUGUACUUCAUUCUACUUGUCCCUGAUCCAGGUUCACCUGUAGCUAAUUUUGGCUUUAAGAGAAUUUAUUCUUGUGGUAAGCACAGUGUGCCAAUUUUGUAAAUGAACUUGUCAUCCAAAAGGCUGGCGAACGUCCAAAUGUUCCUCACAUGAACAAGAUGUUAGAAACGUUUCUCAUUUGUAAAUGGUCUGAUGCUUGUAUGAUAAUUCUGCAGCGGCUGAAGUAUGAUAUUUGUUUUCUUUUUGUUUU